CCACGAAAAAUUGAACCCUAAAAUCACACUCUGCAAGCGGAGUCGCAGGCGUAUCAGAUUAAAAAUUCACUCCCGAUUGAGACGCCACCGUUUCGAAGGCCGCCGCCGCCGAUUCAUCCCUUGGUCUCGAAGCCGCUGAGCGUUCCGCCAACGACAUAGUUACUCCCACAUUCAGCUUUGGGACGAGUGGUGGCAUAUAGAGAAAAUUGUAACUGGUCAAGCUGGGAUUGAGUUGAUGCUAUGACUAGACUUUCAUUUAGGCCUAGACCCCUCGACAUUAACAAGAAGCUUCCUAUUGUAAAAUCUUUUAAGGACUUCGAGGAUGAUGAUGUUCCAACUUCCACUCGUAACUCCCAGAUACUCCGUCUCGCAACAGAAGCUGAUAAUGAGGUCCAACAAGUAUCUUCCAAGAAACUUGCUUCAGAAAUACCAACUCCUGAGUUUGUGGUUGUGGAUACAUAUGAACGGGACUACUCUCGUACAUUUAGUCAACCCAUGUCAUAUCUGCGAGCAAGGGGAUCUCGGGCUGAAAUUGGAGAGUUUGUUGAGUAUGAUCUUGAUAAUGAGGAUGAAGAUUGGCUUGACGAGUUCAACAAUGAAAGAAAAAAUCUUGUAGCUGAAAAAUUGGAAACAAUAAUUUUUAAGUUGGAGGUUUUAGAUCACAGGGCUCGUGAAAAAGCAGGGGUUAUUACUCCAACACUUAGCUCACCUAUUCCUGUGCUUUUAACUUUUGAUGCUGCUGUUGAGGCAUUGCAAUCACUCUCAAUUGAGUAUGGAGUUUUCCGGGCUAUUUACAGUUACUGGAAAGAAAAGCGCGAGAGAUGGCAAAAACCAAUCCUCAGACGUUUGCAGCCACCCCCACCAUCCAAUGACACCAAUCCGUAUAAUGUGUUUAGGCCAAGGGAGAAAGCUCACAAGCUUCACACGCGAAGGAUGCAAAGGAGGGAGAACAAUGUACAGUCGUUUGAAAAGCUUCGCCAGGUGAGGCGCAAUCUCGAUCAGGCAAAGACUAUUCUUGAGGCUUUGAUCAAGAGAGAAGAGAAGAAACGGGAAGUUGUGGAGAGUGAGAUCAGUCUUCAAAGACUUCAGAUGACAUACAAGCAUGAAGCCGAGCUUCUUGAGGAUUCUUUGGCCAUACCAGGAUUGCCAUCUUUUCCCAGCAAAGUGGGUUCAAGUGAUGAUGAGUUCUUUGAUUCUGAUGAUGUGGCAAACAGUCGUCCACCAGGCCGAUCUCCUAUUGUCCAAAACUCACCUUUCACUGAUCCAAAGCUGGUGAUGGUACCUUCUGGGAACAUGAGGAGGGAGGCUGGAAGGCGUGGUCCUCAUGUGCGGUUGCCUAAGCUGGAUCCUAAUGAGCCACUCAUGCUGUUCACAAAGCCACUUUAUCCGGAUAAGCUAGCAGCGGCUGGCAUCAUGCCGCCAUCAGAUCUUUCGACUGCAAAUGGCACGUCUGGUCGCUCAUUUAAUUUCCGUGGAAGGAUUGGGCGAGGGGGCAGGAUAGUGUUUGACAGAUGGAAUCCUCUUAUGCAUACUCCAAUCGAUUGCGGUGACACUUUGUAUGUACCACCAGGGCCUCGACAUUCAGCUCAUCAUUGAAUAAGAGAGCACAAAUUCCUCUACAUUUGGUUCUGCUCCUAACUGGGGGUAGAGCCAAAAGAAUAGGAUUUAGGAGUAGGAUUUGGUGUAUGUAGGGGUAGGAUCUGAUGCUUUAUGCUGCUGUUGUAUGAAUCAUUUGUUUGUAUCCUUGGAGAAUAGAUGAUGUGUUGUUUAGUAAGUAAUGAAAUAGGCAACUGCUGUAAGUGGAGAUAAUUUAAUAGGGAACACGCUUUGUGCCUUGUAUUCUAAAUGGAAAAAAAUCAGCUAUUCCGUUUUGCUGUCAA
This is a messenger RNA of Salvia splendens (bonfire salvia), 1880 nucleotides long. RefSeq names its product enhancer of polycomb-like protein 1. Gene Ontology annotation, cellular component: NuA4 histone acetyltransferase complex. Bases 241 to 1596 code for a protein of 451 amino acids. The record is from RefSeq and is a predicted model, not a curated record. The transcript has 13 exons. Gene Ontology annotation, biological process: regulation of transcription by RNA polymerase II. Lineage: Eukaryota; Viridiplantae; Streptophyta; Magnoliopsida; Lamiales; Lamiaceae.